Molecule: messenger RNA, 1247 nt
Organism: Oryza sativa Japonica Group (Japanese rice)
Lineage: Eukaryota; Viridiplantae; Streptophyta; Magnoliopsida; Poales; Poaceae
Source: RefSeq, a predicted model, not a curated record
UGGGCUGAAUGAAGUGUAGUACCCAGCCAGACCAGAUCUCGAUCUCUUGGACUCUGCCGGCGCCGGCGUUGGUAGGGUAGCCAUGGCGGAGGAGGCCACCCUGAGCCACCCGUCGCGGUACGUGAAGCUGAGCAGGGAGCACGACGCCCCCGCCCCCGCCGAGGACAUCCGCCCCGGCGAGCUCAACCAGCCAGUCCACGUCCCGCAGCUCGAGGGCAGGAGGUGCAGCGAGUGCGGCCAGGUCCUGCCGGAAUCCUACGAGCCCCCCGCCGACGAGCCCUGGACCACCGGGAUCUUCGCCUGCACCGACGAUCCACAAACCUGCCGAACUGGGUUGUUCUGUCCUUGUGUUCUUUUUGGACGCAAUAUUGAGGCCCUCAGAGAGGAUAUCCCUUGGACAACGCCUUGUGUUUGCCAUGCUGUCUUUGUUGAAGGAGGGAUUGCGCUUGCAAUUCUCACCGCAAUAUUUCAUGGUGUUGAUCCCAGAACGUCUUUCCUGAUUGGAGAAGGUUUGGUGUUCAGCUGGUGGUUGUGUGGUACUUAUACGGGCAUCUUUCGCCAAGAACUUCAGAGGAAAUACCAUCUCAAGAAUUCUCCAUGUGACCCUUGCAUGGUCCAUUGCUGCUUGCACUGGUGCGCGAAUUGUCAGGAGCACCGUGAAAGGACGGGGCGGCUUGCAGAGAACAGCGCGGUGCCAAUGACCGUUGUGAAUCCACCUGCAGUGCAAGAGAUGAGCAUGGCAGAAAGCCGUGGUCCUGUUUCCCCCGGUAUGGAGAACGGAGCACCAUCAAACUCAAAGGGUGAGCAUGAGGAACCCAAGAGUGAUCACGAUGAUGUGGAGGUGAUACCUCUAUAGGGUGAAUGAAAGAAAGAUAUUCUUUCUGAUAAUAGGAUAGCAAGAGGAAUGAAUCGAUGUGACGAAUUCAUGGACGCUUGGCGACGAUGUUCUUGUGUCAUCUGGAACUGGAAUCAUCAUAAAACACACAGGGUGAUACUCUUUCUUUUUUUUUUGUACUAGUAUUAAAACUUCAAAUAUAAUUAACUGGAGAGCAGGGGCUGCCUGAGUACAUUGCUACGUUUCUGCAUCCACCGGCCGUGUGUUGUUUAUGCCAUCAUGUAAAAUUCAUUCUUGAUUUUAGCUGUGUUUGACACUUGUGAGCCUUCAUUGGUCCUAAGAGAAACAGUUAAUUCGUCUGUCCAUGUAGUAAGUUUGUUCUUAAGAACAAAAUACAAUCGAGGAUUCUACA